AUGGACAACGUAAUCCAAGGGGCUAAAGACUAAAUUGCAGAUGCAAUGGCUAAGAGUGGAAAAUAGUUGCCUUCUAUUCCAAAAUUGAAUUUAGAGGAAAGUGAUGAUGAUUCUUUCGAUAGAAAUUAUGAGGAGAGAAAGAAAGAUUAGAGACCCUUGCUAGGAGGUAAUAAUAACACAGGAAAUAAUUAACCACCAGGGGAAAUAGCUUUGGCUAAUAUUAAACCAAACAAAGAGUAGUCAGCUCCAAACCCUACUCUGAAAAAAUAAAAGCCUGAAGAUUAGUAACCUAUAGUGCUAGCUCCAUUGACUGAUUAGCAAAUUAAGAAUAUGAAAGAUAUCCCUGUAGGAGAACCACCAGGCUAACCACCCAUGUAUACACCAUAUUCACAACCAGGAGGAGUAAAUAAUGAUUAAUAUAAUGAAGAUGAUGACUUUUAUGAUGAUGAGAUUUACUAAUAAAUGACUAUGAAUCAGGCAAAAUUCUAUCAACUUGCUUAUUAUCAAUGCUAUUUUGAUGUGAAGACUAUGGAUGUUUUGCUCAGAUUAAGAAAAGCUAUCUGGCCAUUCUGUACUAAGAGUCAGCUUUUCGAAGAUGAAGAUAAAGUAGAUCUCUAUGGGCCUAUUUGGAUAAUGAUCACUCUCAUUGUGGAGAUAGCUAUAGUAGGAUUUAUAGAUUACUAAAUUGAUGUUGCUACACUGGCUAUCGAACUGAAAGGAGGAAAAAUUGCCUCCAAUUUAUUGACUGUUUACAGUUUACAAAAGGUUGCUAGAGCAGGUUUUGUAUGCAUCGCUUACUUCGUAUUGAAUCCUCUAAUGCUACUUCUACUAAUAAAGUAUGUUCUUUGGGUUCCAGAUAUCUAAUACCUUUGGCUGUUUGCAAUCUAUGGGUAUUCAUUUACUAUUUUCAUCAUUACUACGGCAUUAAAUGUUGUGCCUAUUGAUUGGCUGAAGUGGGUCUUCUUGGGUACAUCAGGACUAGUAAGUUUAUUCUUUAUCUUCUCAGAGAUGUAUGCACUAAUCAAAUAUAAACUUGAGUAAGGAUUCUAUAUAUAAUUAAAAUCUUAAAUGUCUGAAGCAGAAAAUACGGCACCAUUAGCUAAUGCCACAGUGCUGAGAAAGAUCAACAAGGAUGAAUUAGAGAAGCAUAAUCAGGAUGGUGAUUGCUGGGUUGUAGUGAAUGGGAAUGUAUUUGAUUUAAGCGAUUUUUAUCGCAAACAUCCAGGUGGGCCAGAUACUAUAAUGGAAUUUGCGGGAAAAGAUGGCACAGAAAAAUUCGAAUCAGCUUAACAUACUAAGGGUAAUAUUGCUGAGAUGCAGUAGUAUCUCGUUGGAUAAUAUGAUGCUCCAAGAGUUUUCAGAAAAUUAGAUGAAAUCGCUGAGCAUAAUCUCCCAAAUGAUUUAUGGUUACUUAUAGACAACAAGGUAUACGAUGUUUCAAACUUUAAGCAUCCAGGUGGUAAAGAGAUUUUACUACAGAAUGCUGGAAUGGAUGCAACAGUUUAGUUCGAGGAUAUAAAUCAUUCUAAAAAGGCCACUGAGUUUAUGAAGGAUUUAUUAAUAGGAGAGUUUAAGAUGGAAGGAGAUGAAGAGUCGUGGGAGGACUAUGUGAAAAGAAGAUAAAGAGAAGAUGCUUAACAGCUUUCAACAUGGUAAAAGCUAGUCCUUGUGGGAUUAUUUGUAGUAGUCUUCUCUUAUCUCUAUGAAUAUCUUACAGGAAAUGAUAAUAGUCCUCAAGUAGAAGUAUAUAAAUAUAAGGAGACUUGA
Messenger RNA from Stylonychia lemnae, 1767 nucleotides. The record is from the annotation of a GenBank genome assembly. NCBI's taxonomy places the organism in Eukaryota, Ciliophora, Spirotrichea, Sporadotrichida, Oxytrichidae.